This is a messenger RNA of Helobdella robusta, 3033 nucleotides long. RefSeq lists its product as hypothetical. Gene Ontology annotation, biological process: mitochondrial glycyl-tRNA aminoacylation. Gene Ontology annotation, molecular function: glycine-tRNA ligase activity; ATP binding. The transcript has 18 exons. The record is from RefSeq and is a predicted model, not a curated record. Gene Ontology annotation, cellular component: cytoplasm; mitochondrion. Lineage: Eukaryota; Metazoa; Annelida; Clitellata; Rhynchobdellida; Glossiphoniidae. The coding region runs from base 264 to 2306 and encodes 680 amino acids.
UUAAGCUCAAAUGUUUGUUGGACCGAUCCAUGAAAUUUCUCCCAUUUCUUCGAACUUUUGAUCAUUGUCUGCUCAGGAAAGUUCUGCCGACUGCUUCCACAAAUCAAUUAUCGCUCAUUCGCAGUACUUCUAUUGGUAGUCAUCAUUCUUGUUACAACGUCAAGGAGAUACCGUCCAGGCUCUUGCACUCGUCAUCAGUUCUUUUCUGUCUGAAGUUCAGUAAAAAAAUAAGGCAACGUUUGUUGAAGAAAUCGCGAGAAGUGAUGGCUGAACACAAACACCAGGAUGAACUGCUUCCACUGCAAGCUCUUGUCAAAGAGAAGGGAGAUUUAGUGAGAAAGUUGAAAGAAGAAGGAGCUCCAGAAAAUGAUGUCAAGAAAGCUUUGGUUGAGUUGAAGGCUGCAAAAAAAGUGCUGGAAGACAAGCUCCUGGACUUGUCAAAAUUAGAGGAUGGUGAUGAAAUAGAUCGUGCCAAACUAGAAGACCUUUUAAAGCAAAGAUUUUUUUAUGAUCAGGCUUUUUCCAUCUAUGGUGGUGUCACUGGUCUGUAUGACUUUGGUCCCAUGGGGUGUGCUAUGAAAGCAAAUUUGCUUAAUGCAUGGAGGAAUUUCUUCAUCUUGGAGGAACAAAUGCUUGAAAUUGAUACUUCCAUGUUGACGCCUGAACCUGUCCUCAAGGCGUCAGGUCAUGUUGAUAGGUUUGCUGAUUUCAUGGUGAAAGAUGUGAAGACUGGGGAAUGCUUCAGAGCUGAUCAUCUUAUUGAAGCUCAUUUUGAAAAAUUGUUAGCUGAUAAAAAUACCAGCUUGGAGUUGAAAAAUGAAAUUAAAGAGCUCUUACCCAAGAUUGAUGGGUUCAGCAAAGAUGACAUGGCAUCAACUUUGAAGAAGUACAACAUGAAAUCUCCAGUCAGCAACAAUGACCUCACAGAACCCCAUCAGUUCAAUCUCAUGUUCAGUACUAGCAUUGGACCUUCUGGACUUAUCAAAGGAUAUUUAAGGCCUGAGACAGCUCAAGGAAUUUUUGUUAACUUCAAAAGGUUGCUUGAAUUCAAUCAAGGUCGUCUCCCGUUUGCCAGCGCCCAGAUUGGAUGUGCAUUCAGAAAUGAAAUCUCUCCUAGAUCAGGUCUCAUCAGAGUGAGGGAAUUUACAAUGGCUGAAAUAGAGCACUUCUGUGACCCCAAUGACAAAUCUCAUCCAAAGUUUGAAUCAGUGAAGGACGUUGAGAUGACCUUCUACUCGUCACACAACCAAAUGAAUGGUCUUCUGCCUGAAGUUCUUCCUAUUGGAGAGGCCGUUAAAAAGGGGCUGGUUGCCAACGAGACAUUGGGUUACUUCCUGGCUCGUGUUUUCCUCUUCCUGGUUCGUGUUGGCGUCAACAAGAGUAAGUUGAGGUUCAGACAGCACAUGCCAAACGAGAUGGCACAUUACGCAUGCGACUGCUGGGAUGCUGAGUGCAAAACGUCAUAUGGAUGGGUUGAAUGUGUUGGCAAUGCUGACAGGUCCUGCUACGAUUUGAAACAACACACAAAAGCCACUGGCGUCAAGUUGGUUGCUGAGAAAAAGCUUGCUGAACCGGUGGAAAAAGAAGUUUGUGAAGUGGUGCCUAACAAAGGUGCACUGGGCAAACAAUUUAAACACGAUGCCAAAUUGAUAUUAGAUGAAUUGGCUUCCUACUCAAAUGAACAAGUCAAGAAACUGGAAGAAGAUCUUUCAAGCCAGGGUUUCCAUAAUGUUUAUGUUGAAAAGAAAGAAUUCAAGUUGGAAAAGAAUGUAUUGGAUGUAAAGAAAUAUGUAAAGAAGUUUCAUGUGGAAGAAUUUGUACCCUCCGUCAUUGAGCCAUCGUUUGGAAUUGGAAGGAUCAUGUAUGCCAUAUUCGAGCACAACUUUCAUGUUCGAGAAAACGAUGAACAAAGAACAUACCUGUCGUUGCCUCCCCUCAUUGCUCCAUACAAAUGUUCGGUUCUACCACUAAGUGGCAAUGCUGAAUUUCUGCCAUUUGUCAAAAAAUUAUCUGAAUCCUUGACAAAGCAUGAUGUCUCUCACAAAGUUGAUUCGAGCAGCGUUGCCAUAGGACGAAGGUACGCAAGAACGGACCAGAUCGCUAUUCCAUUCGGCAUCACUGUUGACUUUGAUACAAUCAACAAGGAGCCGCACACUGCUACCCUCAGAGAAAGAGAUUCCAUGAAACAAAUAAGAGCUGAGAUUGAUGAGCUGCCUCAAAUUGUGAGCGACCUCUCCCUGGGCAAGAUAACAUGGACUGAAGUAACCAGCAAGUACCCUGCGUUUGAGCAGCAGGAAACUGGCUAAAACAUUCUGAAGUGUAACUCUCAUCAAGAUUCAUUAUUAAUCUUCUCAUAUGACAUCUUCAAAUAUUAUAUAACUGCUUUUGUGUAUCAUUAGCUUUUUUGAAUUAUUAAGUUCCUCGAAUGAUCUGUGUGUAUUUCACUUGCAGAUUCAGUCUCGAACUGAGCGUAUCACCUAUUUACCUAAAAAACCAUAUAAAGUUUUUGUUAAGUCACUAUCGUUAUGUUUUAAUUUGGUUAACUUUGUUAUUCACUUGGUUAUAAUCUACUUUCAAAAAAGUACUUUAUUACAAUCAUUUAUAGACAAUUUUUUGUCUAAUAUCUUUGUUAGAUGCUAUUGUUUGGUGAAAACGUACUUAGUCAGGCGCGCUCUCUUGUCUAAUGAUUGCUAUUGUUAGAUGAAAAAUAGGCAAUGGAGAGCAUGUAGAAUACUGUUUGUUUUGUUCAGUUUAAAAAUAUCAGAUAUUUGAAAUAUACAGUAGAUUUAAUUCAAAUAAAAUAAAUAAAUGACAUUAUAACAUUUCAUGUACUCGAUUUUAACUUUAUCACUAUAUUAUGAAUAUGCUGUGGCUCGGCCAGUGCUUAGAGUCUCAGCUUCUGACAACAGUUCUUCAAGUCUUUCGUUAACCAGCAUCUGUUCAGUGUUUAAACAACCAACAAAUAAUUCAAUUAUAGUAACCAAUUUGUGGUCUUGUGCUUAAAUGAAUAAUGAAACCAUGUUUAUCAUGUAU